Messenger RNA from Aureobasidium namibiae CBS 147.97, 399 nucleotides. RefSeq lists its product as uncharacterized. Lineage: Eukaryota; Fungi; Ascomycota; Dothideomycetes; Dothideales; Saccotheciaceae. The coding region runs from base 1 to 399 and encodes 132 amino acids. The transcript is spliced from 4 exons. The record is from RefSeq and is a predicted model, not a curated record.
AUGGCCGGGUACCUCGCUUGGCCACGGUUGCUUGCUCUGUUCUGCAUCCUCCGCCUCGCUUGCCAGGAAACAGCAUGGACGCUGAACAACGAGGCUGUGUUUUGCUAUCAAAAACCCAGCACAGCCUCAGGCUGCCAGCCUUCGGACACGAAUAUGGGGCCACCCCGCGAGCUGGCCAGCAUACUGCGCACUUUGCUGUUUGACAUCUGCACUUUCGCUGCUGCACUCCGUAUGUCAGUUCGGAAGCAAGAAAUGGGUUUGGACGAAGGGAAACGCGAGACGGACCGCUGCGCUGCCGCGCUCGGGAUCAUCACCGAAACGCACAGCCCUGAAGCGCACGCGACGUCCGCAGCCUGUGUAAGGACAGCCCUUCCGGCGGCGCUUCCCCUUCUGGCGUAA